AUGUUUGAGAUCGUGGUGCCCUUAAUUGUUUUUAUUAGUAUUUUACCAAAAAUAAACACACAAAUUAGUUCUGUUUGCAACACAUUGAACGACUUAAAAAAUAAUGUGACUGAUGAAAGUUAUUCAUCAUUUAAAUUAAAACGAUUACAUAUUCUAUGUAAUGCUAUACAUACACCUCGAACAGUAACAUAUAAGGAAGAUUCAAAUUUAAUACCAGAUUUUGAUCUAACUCAAAUUGAUUCAGAAUAUGAUGCGAAUCAAAUAUUGAAACGAUUUCGUCGAGGUCGAGGUGGUGGUGGUGGUGGUGGUAGAGGAGGAGGUGGUGGUGGCAGAAGCGGUGGUGGUAGAUUUAGCGGUGGUAGCAGAAGUAGUAGUAGCAGAAGUGGUGGUUCGAGAAUUUUUAGCGGUAGUAGCUCAUCAUCAUCACGUGGUGGAAUUUUUUCUCGUAGUGGAACAUCUGGCAGUAGCAGCUAUCGAGUGCGUUCAGCCCUUAGAUCAAUGAUACACAAACCAUCAUCAUCAUCAAGUUCAAGAAUAGCAUCCACUAUACGUAGUUCAUCAGCUACAAGUGGUAGUAAGCCCGGUAUACGUGAUACAAUCCGAAAAAUAACAGGUAGCACUGGUAGUGGUUUUAGAUCUGGAGGAAGUCGUUUUGGUAUAGGAGGUUCUGGUGGAGAUGUUUGGGUACGUUCAAGUAAAAAGUUUUUACCACCUGCUGCUCGUUUUGGCAAACGAUAUUAUCAACGAACUACAUAUAUGCGAACUUUGCCUGUUGGUGCUGGUUAUCAUACAGGAAGUCGAGUACAUUAUUAUCCAGUUUAUUAUGGACACGGUCAUUAUUAUGGUUAUCCACCUGUUGAAAAAGAGCCUCCUAAACAUAUUAAUGGAACACCACCGACUGUUUUUUAUUGUAUUCAAGAAGAUCUUAAUACGACAUUAGUCAACAAAACAUUGAAUAAAGAUGGCUUUGGUGUUUGUAAUGUAUCUGGCAAUUUAGUUACUUGUCCAGUUGAAAUUGAAUGUAAAAUGAGUGAAGCAGAUAUAUGUUGUGAAGAUGAGCAAGGUAUGCCUUAUUGUUGUGGUGGACCAAUUCCUGAAGAAUAUUUUUCACAAUAUGGUGGCUAUGCAGAUGAUUGGAAAGCUUCAGCUGUAAAUUUUAAUACAAUAUUACAUUUUAUUACAAUGAUGAUGAUAAUGAUGACUACUUUUUGUUUUACAAUGUGGCAACGACGAGGACAAUAG
Molecule: messenger RNA, 1242 nt
Organism: Adineta steineri
Lineage: Eukaryota; Metazoa; Rotifera; Eurotatoria; Adinetida; Adinetidae
Source: the annotation of a GenBank genome assembly